This is a messenger RNA of Symbiodinium pilosum, 2571 nucleotides long. The record is from the annotation of a GenBank genome assembly. NCBI's taxonomy places the organism in Eukaryota, Dinophyceae, Suessiales, Symbiodiniaceae.
AUGGACUUCGCCAUUGCGACCAAGCACCUCAUUUACCCUCCCUCCGAGGUACUCAUCCGCAAUCACACCUUCCCAGCUCCACGCGAGAAGGAAAUCUACGUGGAGGCCCGCUAUGGACCUUCCUGGCGGGUUCCUGACCAUCAGGCCCGGGAACUGGCAGAGAAGUAUCCGACUUUGGAUGAGGCUCGGGUAUGGUCCAAGAACAUGCUGAUGCUGAGGGAAGCCCGGCAGGAUCUGCAUUCUGGGUACAGGCUCUUAGAGCGCGCCACAGUGAACUUCAAGAGUGGCGAUAUCCAAGUCCGCGCAGAUCAGGAGGCACCUCGCUACCUUGCCAAGAAGGUCAUCUUGGAGGGCUUCGAAAUGUCGAAGGACCGGAAGGUCAUGGGUGGCAAGGUGACCAUCUUCCCCCCAGACAUGGAGGAGGACCAGAUUGUGGAGUACGUCAUGUACUGGGCCAAGCAGGAGAUUUCGUGGUCUGACGAGCUGAUUCUGCAGCGCCCGGGGCAAACGCAAGCCAGCACAUGCAUCGGACACCACGUUCUUCUGCGAUUGGCGCUUUGCUUCACCGGAGCAAAGGCUGUCGAGCCGGAGCUUGACGUGAUGUACCUGAAAUACAAGGAACAGCCCAUUGACACCACGCCGGUCUUCAAUCGGAUGGAUGUCAUGUACAAUGCGACCCUAGACUUCAAGAUGGGCUUCUUUGCGGUUCAGGCAACGCCCCUGGGUGCUGCCAUCGUCACGAACAUUUAUCUGUGUCCCAAUCUGGAUUGCUUGCAUCACGAGACCCCGCGGGCCAUGAUAGACUUCUCACAGAACAUUGUGCUGGAUCCUGGUGAGAAGACGCUAUACAAGUUCGAUGUGGAGCUGCAUGGCAGAUCACGGACUUACACGCUAAACGUGAACCGACUCUUGGGAACAGAGACCAACUUGAGACACGUGAUCGUGGAAGGGAAUACCCUCUAUCCCAAGUUCAGUCCUACUCACCAUGGACUGUACCGGUGCUUCCUGGAUGUGUCCACAGAGCUGGCGAUGCUGGAGUUACAUCUGGAGGACCAGGGGCAGACGGUCCUGGCGGAAGCGGAGGAUCCAGUACCUCUGAAAGACGACAACAUCACAGAGCUGGACAACUCCCAUCCAGAGUCGCUGAGGUCUUCCCCGCUUCGGAGGCUUAGGGAGGAGGCUUAUGGAGAGUUUCAGUAUCCCAACAAGUACCUGCAGUUUCCUGUGCCAAUGGGGAUGAAGCGCAAGAUCCGCCUGAAGGUGAUCUCCUCUGAUGGUGGACAUUUCGGCUACUACCAGAUGGACUUAGCGCGGCAGGCUUGCAGUACCGAGCUGCCUCUCUUCGACGUCCGCGCCCGCCGCUGCGUACGCUUCUGCGACGUUGGCUACUGGCCUGACUAUCCUGCAGGGCGCUGCAAGCGCUGUGCAGAUCUUUGUGUCAGCUGCCUCUCAGCGCACGAGUGCGUCCUCUGUCCAAAGCCUACGACGGAGGAGCAGUUCAAGCUGGAGGCUGGAAAGUGCGUAGCCCAAACUCGGCCCUUCUGGCAGCACACGGAGCGAGCACUGGCCAUAGCCCUGGGGAUUGCGGCCUCACUGAUCUUCUGCUGUGGCCUGGUAGCCUUCCGCCUGGCGCCUUCAGAGCGCCUGAGCGGUGCGGAGCCCGAAGAUCGUCAGGGAAACUUGCCGCUGGCCGACCCUCGGACCUGGGGUGCCCGGAAGCGCAGGGCAGCUCGUGUGAAGACCACUCAGUCCAAGAAAGCCGCAGAUGAGGAGUUGGAGUGUGAUUAUGAGAUUGUUGCCGCGUGCGUGGAUUCGGGUCUCUCUUGGGACCCGGAUGGCAACGGAGCCGAAACCUCUUCGUCGACUUCCGCAGAGUUCUGGUACAACAGCGUGGAGGAGAUGCGGCCGGUGGGAAGGCUUUGGCGCUGCAAAGGCGCAGCCAACCCCUUCAAGGCUUGCAGUGUCCGUGGCAUGAGCUUACAGGUUGGCAUUCCCACAGGUAUCCUGGCGACUCACUUCGGCGUCACUGUCGCCAACGAGGCCGGGGAAAACACCCGCCUCACGGCCGUCAGGCUGUCUGGAGAGGAGGAGGAUGACAGCUUUUCGGGCAAGGUCCUCAUAGGAGUUCUGCAAGGCUUCUCCAGAGCCAACCGCGCAGAGUGUGGGCCAGGGAAGCAUUCCUUGGCGCCCGACGGCUGGAAGGACAUCAUGGCCAGCAUGAUGAAGCGGACAGAUGCCUCGAUGAAGGCUGCCUUGCUUCUUCUCUCUGAGUGGCUGCAGCCUGCUGCACUCACGCUGGAGGACUGCGGCGCUACAGCAACGCACCGCCAGUUUGCAGGCGCCCUCAAACGUCUGAAGACUGGUACCAUGGUCUACCAACCUGGCCAGGUCCUGGAGCUCGACCAGGUGUCCAUCUUCAACUGGGUGAACACUGCAAUCGCCUCCUGGAGGAGGGAGGAGUAUGGGAUGUUCGGCCGAGAUCUUGGCAGUCUUCUUCGACAGCUCGCGGAAGCCUUCCCCGUCUCCGCUCGGGAUGACAAGGCCAGCCAAGGAGUUGCAUUAGUUCGUUAG